This is a messenger RNA of Lucilia sericata (common green bottle fly), 3804 nucleotides long. RefSeq lists its product as uncharacterized. Lineage: Eukaryota; Metazoa; Arthropoda; Insecta; Diptera; Calliphoridae. The annotation marks the transcript as partial. The transcript has a single exon. Gene Ontology annotation, molecular function: nucleic acid binding. Gene Ontology annotation, biological process: DNA integration. The record is from RefSeq and is a predicted model, not a curated record.
AUGGUUGAUAUUGACUUAUUGUCACGUGAUUUACUGACAAGUUUAACCUGCUCAGCCUUAGUUCUACCUAAUGUCUCGUCAUAUCAACCGAGUACUUGCGUUAAAACUUUGUCUAUGCCUAAAAUUGAUAAUGACAGUUUAGCAGAUCCAUUUUAUUAUAGAACGGAUCCCAUUGAUAUACUUCUUGGAUCCAAUAUAUGCCCCAAAAUUAAAAUACCUGGUGAAUCUUUCGUACAUGAUAAUUUAUUCUUUCAAAAUACUAUUUUUGGAUGGGUGUUCUCUGGUUCUUCAGAAUCAACACGCACAAAAACCAUUCAUUUUCAUAACGUUAUUUUAGAAAAUCUCCUUCGAUCUUUUUGGGAACAGGAGGAAAUUACUCCAGUUCGUGAAUUGAGUGAUGAGGAGAUUGCUUGUGAACAUUUUUUCGAGGCCACAACUACACGCUCUACUUCUGGCAGAUAUGUUGUCAAUUUGCCAUUCAAGUCACUGAUAAAGCAUAAUUCUUUUCCUAAAAUUCAUAAUAACAUGAUUGGAGCAUUAAAGCGUUUUAAGCAGUUGGAAAGCUCAUUUUUAAAUCGUCCGGUGUUUUCCGAAAUAUAUAAAGAUUUCAUGCGCGAAUAUGAAACACUAGGUCAUAUGACCAAAAUCGGUACAUAUCCCGCAGAUAUUUUGAAAAACUCAUAUUUUUUGCCCCACCAUGGUGUGCUUAAGGAUGAUAGCACCACAACCAAGUUAAGAGUAGUGUUCGACGGUAGUAGCCAUAUGGACGAUCGAAAAUGUCUUAAUGAAGAACUAUCUCCUGGCCCUGCGUUGCAAAAUGAUCUGCCACAGAUUAUCACCAAAUGGAGAACUCAUAGAAUUGGUUUUAGUGCUGACAUUGAAAAAAUGUUUAGGCAGAUUGAAGUUAUUUCACUACACCGUCCAUUUCAGCAGAUAUUAUGGCGAUAUAGUCCUCUUGAUGAGAUCUCUGUAUACCAAUUAAACACUGUGACAUAUGGAACGACUUCAGCCCCAUAUCUCGCUAUACGUGUGCUGCGCCAAUUGGCGGAAGAUUAUAAGGAUGAAUUUCCUGAUGAAUCUAAGAUCUUGGUUACAGAUUCUUAUGUCGACGACAUUAUAUCUGGUGCUGAGACAGUUGAAAGGGCGAUUGUUUUACAAAGGAAUUUAUGUAAACUUUUGGGAAAAGGUGGGUGUAAUUUGCGAAAGUGGAUCACAAAUUCACCUGAAUUAUUUCAUAAAAUUCCUGAGGAGUUUAGAGAAAAAUCUUUAACUCUGAAUUUUGAUGGCGACAAUGUUGUCAAAACACUUGGAAUUCAGUGGAAUACCACUGAUGAUACUCUUUCUUAUAGGACAAAUAUUGAUGAAUCUCGUCCAGUUUCAAAGCGAACAAUCUUAUCCGAGACGGCUCGUGUAUAUGAUCCUUUGGGGUGGCUUACUCCUUGCACUGUAGUUGCAAAAUCUCUUUUUAAACAAUUGUGGGAAAAAAAGGUAGACUGGGACAGCCCAAUUCCAUCGGAUAUUAAUGAGAAAUGGUUGGAAUACAGAUCGACUCUUUCUGAAUUCUCAAAUAUUAAAAUUCCAAGAUGGAUUAAUGUUUCUAAAGAUUUUAAGCUAGAACUUCACUGUUUUUGCGAUGCUUCCACCGUGGCAUACGCAGCAGCCAUUUAUUGCAGAGUUAUUACUCCCAAUGAGAUUUUUGUACAUCUCUUACAAGCGAAAUCUAAAAUUUCGCCAAUUAAAACAGUCUCUAUUCCUCGACUUGAGCUUUGCGCUGCUACUUUAUUAGCAAAAUUAUCUGAAAGAGUAAAAAACUCCUUCAAAGACAGACAUAUUGAAAAUAUAUUCUUUUGGAGUGACAGUUCUACCGUGCUAUGUUGGCUGAGGAAGCCUCCUUCGAGUUGGACGGUUUAUGUCGCGAAUAGAGUUGCUGAAAUUCAGCGGCAUAGCAAUUAUUUUCAAUGGAAAUAUGUACCCUCUGCAUUAAAUCCCGCAGAUUGUGCAUCUAGAGGUAUUUUUCCUCAUCAGCUAGUAGAGUGUGAGAUAUGGUGGAAUGGUCCGAAGUUUUUGUAUGAACCGCAAUCAUCAUGGCCAAAACCUCUAUCUAAUUAUGAAACAUUCGAGGAAAUUUCUAAAACUCACACAUCUUCAUCAACUUCUUUUCGUAACAUUUCUGUAAAUACUAUUUCGGGAAAUAAACUACCCGAUGAAUCAUCUGUAAAGCAAGAUAAAAUUAAAACUUGUGAAUAUCCUUACUUUUUGCAUAAAUUUUCUAAAUUAAUUUGCCUAUUAAGAGCAAUUUCCAUUUGCUACAGAUUUAUUCAUAAUAGCAGGAGCAGUAAUCGAAAUUCUAAAGAGACUGGGUCUCUUACACCGGCAAUUUUGAAUACUACUCUGGAAAAUUUAAUAAAAAUAACACAAGCUAUUGAUUUUCCCAAUGAUUUAAAAUUACUCAUUCGUAAGGGAGAAGUUAAACAAAAAGCUCUUCGAAAACUUAUGCCAUUUGUAGACGAAGAGGGAAUUAUUCGAGUUGGUGGCCGUUUACAGAAUUCUAAUCUGCCGUUUAACGUUAAACAUCCUAUUCUCCUAUCUAAUAGAAAUCCCCUUGCAAAACUUAUAAUUCAUAAUGCUCAUGAAAAAACAUUGCAUGGUGGUAUCAGUUUGACUAUGUCAUAUGUAAAUAGAAAAUAUUGGAUUAUUUCUGGUAAUCAGUUGGCCAAGGCUGUUAUUACCAACUGCAUGCGUUGUUUUACUUAUUCAGCGAAAGCUGCUACACAAAUAAUGGGAAAUUUACCAUCUAUUCGCUUAAAUGCCACCAGACCUUUUAAACAUAGUGGAGUCGACUACGCAGGUCCUAUAUCUGUUAAAAAUUGUACCUUAAGAUCGGCCGCUAUUUCAAAAGGGUAUAUUUGUUUGUUCGUAUGUAUGGUUACUAAAGCCAUACAUUUAGAGGCUGUAUCUGACAUGACCACAAACUCAUUUUUAGCCGGAUUUCGGCGUUUUAUAUCUCGCAGAGGUGGAUGCACAGAUAUUUAUUCCGACUGUGGAACAAAUUUCGUCGGUGCUUCCAAAGAACUUCAAGUUCUUUUGCAUAGGAAUAAAAAAUCUUUACCUGACGAUUUGGUAAAUUCAUUAACAUCUAUUGGUACUGAAUGGCAUUUUAUUCCUCCUGGUUCCCCAAACUUUGGCGGCCUGUGGGAGGCAGGAGUGAAGUCGGUCAAAUAUCAUUUAAAAAGAAUAAUGCAUGAGAGAGUUUUAAGUUUUGAAGAAUUGGCAACUUUACUCUGUCAAAUAGAAAGUGUAUUAAAUUCUAGACCACUUUGCCCUUUGUCUUCAGACCCGUCUGACUUAGAUGCGUUAACACCAGCUCAUUUCAUAAUAGGCGAGCCAACGACAUGUAUUCAAGAGGAAAAUUUACUAGAUAUUAACAUUAACCGUUUAAAUCGAUGGAAAUCUAUAGAAAAACUUAAGCAACAUUUUUGGAGGAGAUGGUACUUGGAAUAUUUAAAUCGUUUGCAAGCUCGACCAAAAUGGCUUACACCGAAACCUGAUGCUAAAGUUGGAGACUUAGUUUUGAUUGCUGAUGACAGAUGUGGACCAGCUCAAUGGAUAUUAGGUCGUAUUCAAGAGAUACACCCUGGCCUUGAUGGUCGGGUGCGGGUAGUAUCCAUACUAACGAAAAAUAAAAUCAUGAAAAGACCAAUUUCUAAAAUAUGUUUUUUACCUACAGAUUCCACCGAAGAAAUUUCUACACUGAAGUACAAAACUACACCCUCGGAUAGAAGGAUGGAGCCUAGCUCAAACGCU